Sphaeroforma arctica JP610 is the source of this 2074-nucleotide messenger RNA. RefSeq lists its product as hypothetical. The transcript has 10 exons. The coding region runs from base 134 to 2074 and encodes 646 amino acids. NCBI's taxonomy places the organism in Eukaryota, Ichthyosporea, Ichthyophonida. The record is from RefSeq and is a predicted model, not a curated record.
GUGAAAAAUGGUACAUAUGCUGUACAUAUAUAUUCACGGAUCACACACGUAAGAGUCGACAGCGCGAACAAGAGUGCUUAUACUAUGCGUUUAACGAGCACCCUUGUAUGUGUUAGAACAUAGCAAGUACAUCAUGUCAGACUCCCAAGAGGACACGGAAACCAUACUGCGCGACGGUAAUAGCACUACAGUCGAUGAGACAUCAUUUGACCCUGACACUACACAUAAUGCAUCUGACUCUGAAUCGACACAUAAGGCAUCUACAUCUAAUACACCCUCACGUGAUAUAACAGAUAUAGACACGGGCCAUAACACACAAAAAAAAGUAGAGAAAGGAAAAGGGUCUACAUCUAGUGCACCCGUAGGCGACAAAAUUAAAACAAACGCAAAUUACGACACAAGAACACAAUCCGAGAAGGGGAUGGGGAAAUCGAAUCUGCAUGGAGGCCAGCAUCUGGAUGGCAAUGUAGCUGUACUGGAAGAGGAUCUGGAUAAGCCACCGAAUAAGAAUCUGGUGCAAAUGAGCACAGCUCAGGCCAUAGACAAACAGCCUGUGUAUAGUGGUACUACGCAUGCAGGCACACGUUAUGAGAUCCGAAACGAGGACAGAAACAACAAUGGUGCUGAUCUAGGGCCGAGAUACGCUCACCUGUGGUGGUGGCCAUUCCCCAUACAAGGACAGCGUGUGCCGUUGUGUGGGUUCUGUCGUAUCAACGCAGGAGAAGGGCUGGACAAGUUAGACGAUCCCAUGAAGUACAACGCCUGCCAUCCCUGGUGGUUUAUGUGGGUCGUCUGUGGAGCGGACCAGCGCACGAUUGCUCUGGAACAGAAUGAUAAUAUGAAGAAUAUGUGCGAGGAGAACGAGUGGGAAUAUCCGCCAGUUGGUCGGAAAAGGAGAUAUGAUGUGGAGAAAGACGUCCACCAACCAGAAAUAAGCAUCAGUUAUGGGAGGUCUAAAGUGAACGCUAUAAACCUCUUUGACUUCAAGGUCAUACCUGCACUACUUAGGUAUGCGUUCAAGGUCAACAUCUCGCUAUUCCUCAUGUGCCUGGCUCUGUGUCUGAGCUUCUCCACGGUGGUAUAUCUGAUUGUGGUGUAUGGGCUUGUGCCGUUGGGUGACGACCCGUCCAACUGCGCGAGUUUUAAGUUUGAGGCCGUGUGGAUCUUCUUCACCAAUCCGUUCCAUGAAGUCACCAUUGGAUUCUGUCAUAGCAUCCUUCUGUAUAUGUGCUUGGAUGAAAUGCAGCCCUGGCGGCCGUUCAAGUUCUACGGGCCCCUCCUGGUGAUCAUUUAUGUCGUGCAGACGGCUGUGUUCGCCGUCACCGGCGCCACUAUAGGCACGUACAAGUUCCAGGGAGUGUUAAUGCGAGCAAUCACGCUGUGCUGCGAGCUAGCGUACCAUAAUUUCCUUAAGUACCGUAUCAUCACCUUCCGCGAGAACGACGCCACAGAGCCAACGGAAUCACAGCUGAGUCGCUUCUCUGCGUUCAACCUGUACUUGUUUUUCGAGUUCCUGCUGUUUGUUAUGUACGCGUGCUACGUGGUGGCCACCAUCGAACUGGACGGCAAUCUGCUCACCGCUAUCAAUUUGGCUGUGGUCAUACUCACAAUGAUUCUACGGGCGAUCCUACAGAGUCUCCUGAUUCCUUUCCAUAAGGACAUGCAGUUUAUCGUCACCUUCAUCACCGUGUACGGAUUUAAGGCCAGUUACACGGCCUUUUUAGCGCCUAAUUUCGGGUCCAGUGUGGGUGCGUACAUGACCGCAGCCAUCACGCCCUUGACCUCUGUGCUCUUGGCGUUCCUGCAUCAUUCAGAGCUCUGGUUCAGGUUCAGAUGCUGGAUUAAAACCGUGUACACCGGCCCCUUCUGCAUGAAGACCAAAUCCAAGGCACUCGCGGUGUUCGAGGACUUCAACUUCAACGGACGCGGCAACAAGAACGAUCUGCCUGCCUAUCAGCGCACAAAGGUCCACAACGACUUCCUGGAGAUUUAUGCGCAGCUGUGCGGCUAUAUAAUUUACCUGUUGGUGUCGCCUGUGCUGCGAUAUGGUAUGGAUAUAUACAUCUAUAUUUAA